ACCAAUCAAAACCGCACCUGCCGUCUUGGACCUGAGCUACAGGAUUUAGUACUGACAGCCUAACCACCAUCCACCAAGAGAUCGCAGCUACUGUCGCGUAGAUCCGAACGCAUGAGUUCCGCGGCUGACUGGCAGAGCUAGCAAACCGUUGCCCUGCUCAUAGUAGGCACGAGUAUAAUACUCAGCCGUGCAGUCCUGUACAACCGAAUACACGCGACUCACCUCACCCCAUUGUUGUGACCCCCUCCUUGCGUCAAGGCUCACUCACAAUGGCUUUUCAAACAUCUGGCGAAUUUGUCCGCGCGGAUGAGAAGAAAGACUCACUGUCACACCCUGAUGGCGGUGUCCAGGUUCCUAUCUACAAUGACCUGGAGACAGCGUCCUCUGAGGACCUGUCGAUAGGCGCCAUCCUUCGCGGCACGGCAGCAAAGCCUAUGAACACCUUUGAAAAGAAGGCCGCUCUUAUCAACGUUGAACUCGACAAGUUCGGUCUCGGCAGAUAUCAGAUCUGCAUCUGGUUCCUCUGCGGUUUCGGUUACUUCUUGGAUCUGGCCUGGUCGCAGGGUGUUGGUCUUGUCUCGACAGCUAUCUACCAGGAGAUGGAUGUCGCUGAUGCUGACACGGGAACCAUCUUUGCUUGCGCCAACGCCGGCCUUGCUUUGGGAGCGCUAGGUUUCGGACUCGCAGUCGAUAUUAUUGGCAGAAAGUGGGCUUUCAACCUGACAUGCUUGAUCACUUCAAUCUUUGGGCUUCUUCUGGCUGCUCCCAAAUACAAUUACGGCGCCAUUUGCGGAAUCUACUUCCUUGCAUCCCUCGGUCUUGGAGGCAACAUCCCUAUCGAUGCCACCAUUGCUCUAGAAUUCCUACCCCAGAAGCGCCGCUACUUUGUCGCUCUCCUCUCGAUGUGGCAGCCAAUUGGUGUCGUUUUCGCGUCUGCCGUUGCUCUCGGCACUGCUGCUAAAUGGCGUUGCGACCCCAGUCUAGACUCCUGCAAAGCUAUUGCGGCUGGAGAAGCAUGCUGUUCAGUUGACAGCAACAUGGGAUGGCGCUACAACAUUAUCAUCCUUGGUGUUGUGACUCUUGUCGUUUUCUUCCUUCGAUUCUUCGUUUUCCAUUUCCAUGAGUCGCCCAAGUUCCUGCUCAGUAGAGGCAGAGAGGCUGAAGCUAUCGAGGUCCUGCACAAGAUCGCCAAAUUCAACAAGGCUCCAGCACCCACUCUGACUCUUGAGCACUUUGCCGCAAUCGAUGCCAUGGAUGGUGUUGUGCCCGAAGAAAAGCCUACUAACCUGACACGAGCAGAGAAGAACAAGCGGGUUCUCAAGGGCUUUGGAAAAGAGCUCCGUCGUCUGAAGGGCAUCUUCACCAACAAACUCUCCUGUUUCAUCUUCGUUCUUCUCGGUAUUGCGUAUAUGGGCGACUACUGGUCCUUCAACUUGGCAGGUUCCUUCUUGCCCAUCAUUCUGCUGCGGAACAAUGUCGACAACGGCCGUGGUAGUGUCAUAGACACAUAUCAGCAGUACCUGAUUAUUUACUCGCCUGGUAUCAUCGGUGCUGCGCUCGCCCUGUUUUCCGUACAGAUGCCUCUGCUCGGCAGGAAAUGGUCACUAGUAUUCUCCGCUAUCUGCCAGGGUCUUUCCAUGGCCAUGUACACGCAGGUCCAGAACACCGCUGGCUACGUUGGUCUCAACGCGCUCGAGUACAUCAUGCAAACCUAUUUCAAUGCUGUCCUUUACGCCUCUGCGCCCGAGCUCUUCGACACUGAAUACCGCGGCAGUGUCAGCGGUAUGCUAUCUUGCCUGGGUCGUCUGGCAGGUAUUGUCGCCCCUUACGCCGGAGCGCAGUUGCUCGCCGACGCCAGUUCCGGUAUUCUCUGGCUCGGUGCUGGUGGUAUCUGGCUCUCGGCUUUGAUGAUGGUGUUCUUGCCCGUUGAGAUGAGGAACAGGCAGAUGUUCUAAAUGCACUUGCAUCACGCAUUUGCAAUAACCUUUCCUUCGAUAUAGUAUGCUUUGAGCAGUAGCUCAGCACGACCAUGAUACCCACAAUCAUAAUAAUGAAAAAUGUCUUUCCC
Macroventuria anomochaeta is the source of this 2068-nucleotide messenger RNA. Its product is annotated as MFS general substrate transporter. Gene Ontology annotation, cellular component: membrane. Gene Ontology annotation, biological process: transmembrane transport. Gene Ontology annotation, molecular function: transmembrane transporter activity. The coding region runs from base 270 to 1955 and encodes 561 amino acids. Lineage: Eukaryota; Fungi; Ascomycota; Dothideomycetes; Pleosporales; Didymellaceae. The record is from RefSeq and is a predicted model, not a curated record. The transcript is spliced from 3 exons.